AUGUUUUAUCACAACAGGAGCCUUUUUCACCCAGCCACAUUUUUCCUCAUUGGAAUCCCAGGUCUGGAAGAGGUCCAUGCCUGGAUCUCCUUGCCUUUCUGCUCUGUUUACCUGGUGGCUUUAGUGGGCAAUGCCACAAUUCUGCUGGUCAUCAAGACCAAGCAGACCUUCCGGGAGCCUAUGUUCUACUUUCUGGCCAUCCUUUCAACAGUUGAUUUGGCCCUUUCUACAACCUCUGUGCCCCGAAUGCUGGGUAUCUUCUGGUUUGAUGCACACGAGAUUAACUUUGGAGCAUGUGUGGUCCAGAUGUUUUUGAUUCAUGCCUUCACUGGCAUGGAGGCCGAGGUCCUGAUGGUCAUGGCCUUUGACCGUUAUGUGGCAAUCUGUGCUCCACUCCACUACACCACCAUCUUAACAGCCCGGGUGCUGGUGGGCAUGGGUUUAUACAUUGUAAUUCAUCCAGUCCUACUCACACUUCCCAUGAUCUAUCUCAUCUACCGCCUGCCCUUUUGUCAGGCUCGAAUAAUAGCUCAUUCCUACUGUGAGCACAUGGGCAUUGCAAAGUUGUCUUGUGGAAACAUCCGUAUCAAUGCUAUCUAUGGGCUCUUUGUAGUCUCUCUCUUCCUUAUGAACCUGGUUCUAAUUGGCGUUUCCUACAUUUACAUUCUCCGUGCUGUCUUUCGCCUCCCAUCGCAGGAUGCACGGCUAAAAGCACUAAGCACAUGUGGAUCCCAUGUUGCAGUCCUCUGUGUUUUCUAUAUUCCCUCAGUCUUUUCUUUCCUCACGCACCGAUUUGGACACAACAUACCGCAGUAUAUCCACAUUAUUGUUGCCAACCUCUACUUGGUUAUUCCACCCUCACUCAACCCCAUCAUUUAUGGUGUGAGGACCAAACAGAUACGAGAGCAAGUGCUCCAUGUCUUUAUGAAAAAAUAG
Messenger RNA from Myotis brandtii (Brandt's bat), 936 nucleotides. RefSeq names its product olfactory receptor 52J3. The coding region runs from base 1 to 936 and encodes 311 amino acids. Lineage: Eukaryota; Metazoa; Chordata; Mammalia; Chiroptera; Vespertilionidae. The transcript has a single exon. Gene Ontology annotation, molecular function: G protein-coupled receptor activity; olfactory receptor activity. The record is from RefSeq and is a predicted model, not a curated record. Gene Ontology annotation, cellular component: membrane. Gene Ontology annotation, biological process: G protein-coupled receptor signaling pathway.